Messenger RNA from Arabidopsis lyrata subsp. lyrata, 667 nucleotides. RefSeq names its product acyl carrier protein 1, mitochondrial. The transcript is spliced from 2 exons. Gene Ontology annotation, molecular function: acyl binding; acyl carrier activity. Lineage: Eukaryota; Viridiplantae; Streptophyta; Magnoliopsida; Brassicales; Brassicaceae. Gene Ontology annotation, biological process: fatty acid biosynthetic process. The record is from RefSeq and is a predicted model, not a curated record. Gene Ontology annotation, cellular component: mitochondrion. Bases 80 to 448 code for a protein of 122 amino acids.
UUUUGGCUACUUUACUCCCAUUUUGUUGUGUCGUCUCUCAUCAAAUCCCUAAAUCUCGAGCUCGAAGAAGAAGACGAAAAUGGCACUGAGAAAUGCAAUUCUUCGUCACCUGAGGGUUCCUGUGCAGAGCCUAGGACUGAAUCAGUCUCAAAUUGGGUUCCUUGGUUCGAUCCGGUCGUUUUCUUCGCACGAUGAUCAUCUCAGCAGAGAAGCUGUCGUCGAUAGAGUUCUCGAUGUUGUCAAGAGCUUCCCCAAAGUCGAUCCCUCUAAGGUUACUCCUGAGGUUCAUUUCCAAAACGAUCUGGGGUUAGAUAGUUUGGACACAGUGGAGAUAGUGAUGGCUAUUGAAGAGGAAUUCAAGCUGGAAAUCCCAGACAAAGAAGCUGACAAGAUCGAUUCUUGCUCUCUCGCCAUUGAAUAUGUUUACAAUCAUCCAAUGUCUAGCUAAAAGCUGUGUGCUCUCUCAUGGUUUCUUAUUCGGUUUCUUCCCCCUUUUUUUGUAUGAGGUUCUUCUCUCUUGAUAAUGGGAUUUGCAAAUAAAUUCACUUCUGUUUUGAGAGCAUUGUUAUUGACUCUUUUAACAGUUCUAGUUUCUUAAAAGAAAACCUUUUUGCUUGAAUCUUGUGAAAGUUGACACUCUUUCUUGAAUUAAUACGAUUUGUCUUAU